CAAUACUAACGAGCUUGCAGAUUUCUGGGACGAUUUGACCCGGAGGGUUUCAAGUUUGCGGAAGCGGAUAAAGGAAAUCUUCAGCAAUACAUUGAUAAUUGGUUUCCCACGAUGACCCUCGAGAUUCGAACCGCUUGGUGCUUGCAAGCUACGGAAGCUAUUGCCUACUUGCACUCAAAAGGUGUGAUUCACUCAGAUUUACGGCCUGAGAACUACCUGCUCUACUCAUGUCCCGAUGGCCGGAUUGACAUCCGUCUCUGCGACUUCGGAGGUUCAACGUAUGGGAAGCUGGUCGGCCUCAAUCUCUCUGACCUAGGUUUCUUCGACCCUCGCAAGACGCCCGACCCCACAGAAGCUACCGAUAUAUUCAGUUUAGGUUCUGUCUUCUACACGAUCAUGUCGGGCCACUGGCCGCACUGGGUUGACGGAGAAGAGCUCUCUUCGUAUGGGUGCAGGGUUGACGAACUUUUUGAGAAGGGCGAGUUUCCUACGGUCAGUUGAUUGUGGCCAAGUGUUUAACGAUGGCCGCGGUAUCUAGGAACUAUAUGCGAUGCACUUUUAGCUGGUUGUAAAAACUAAGUGAUGCAAAAUGAGAAUUGGACCUGAGCCACGAAACCAACCGCAUGCUUUAG
This is a messenger RNA of Fusarium redolens, 632 nucleotides long. RefSeq names its product kinase-like domain-containing protein. Bases 112 to 501 code for a protein of 129 amino acids. Gene Ontology annotation, biological process: protein phosphorylation. Gene Ontology annotation, molecular function: protein kinase activity; ATP binding. NCBI's taxonomy places the organism in Eukaryota, Fungi, Ascomycota, Sordariomycetes, Hypocreales, Nectriaceae. The record is from RefSeq and is a predicted model, not a curated record. The transcript has a single exon.